AUGGAAUCUAGGCAAGAUGUGGGCUUCCAGUGCCUCCCUGAUCCACAGGAACUGUGUUUCUCUGAUUCGGAUAGCGAAAUGCUAGAUUCAUUUUAUCAUAUCCCUGAAGUUCCGCCACCUAAAGAUCUUUCUGAUACGGCAUCUUAUGUCAUAUCUUUGUUCAUUGCACAUGUUCCUGAUUACCCACCUUUUGAUGAUGUUUUUAACUCUCCUAAUUCUGUAGUAGAUGCAAUUAUAUCCAAUUCUGAAUUUCAUGGGAUUGCUAGUGAUGUGUCUGAUGUACUGAUGAAUGAUUCUAUUGGGCUUGAUAGUGAUAGUCCGAGCAAUGAUAACCCUAAUUCUGUAGAAAAAGCAUUUACAACACAGAUGUAUUACUCUUCAGAUGACUCCUACAGUGGAGGUUCAUCUUGUAAUAGGCACUCUAGAUCUCCUCCAACACUUAGAGGCAGGAAGAAAGUUGCAAAGGUUAGGAAGGCAGCUUGGGAUUUUGAGAUAUGGAAUAAUGUGCCUCAAAGUGUCUGUGAAGAUGAGAAUACUACUGAGAGGGAUGUACAAUCAGAAGGAUUAGCUGCCUAUCAGAAUAGCAAGGUGAAAAAGUAA
Oldenlandia corymbosa var. corymbosa is the source of this 600-nucleotide messenger RNA. The record is from the annotation of a GenBank genome assembly. NCBI's taxonomy places the organism in Eukaryota, Viridiplantae, Streptophyta, Magnoliopsida, Gentianales, Rubiaceae.